Anastrepha obliqua is the source of this 1622-nucleotide messenger RNA. RefSeq names its product protein singed wings 2 (gene swi2). The record is from RefSeq and is a predicted model, not a curated record. The transcript is spliced from 8 exons. NCBI's taxonomy places the organism in Eukaryota, Metazoa, Arthropoda, Insecta, Diptera, Tephritidae. Bases 1 to 1473 code for a protein of 490 amino acids.
AUGCCCACCACAACGGCACCGAUGGUUGUUGAAUCUUCCUCUGCUGCAGCUCCAACACUUUCCUUUGAACUGCGAUUGUUGCUGCUGAUGGCGUUGUUGGCGCUAUUGAGCGGAUCAGUGCGAGUUGCGAACGGUGAAUACAUCUCACACCAUUAUCAGCACAACUUCACUUGUGUGGACUGGAAGCGUGCCCCCGAGGCAGCGGUUGGCAAUUGCACGCGCUAUGGACGCUACGGGGCGUUGCGCUGCUAUGGUGGCAUUAAUAAUUUGCCAGCAAUACCCGAACAAAAAGUGCGUCGCCUAGAGGAGAUCGUCUUCUGCGGCUGGCCAGAACGUGCCUUUAAUCCGCUCACCGAUUUGCAGCCAUUCCCGAAAAUACGCUCGCUCACCAUCGAAUACAGCGAGCUGCGAGAGUUCGUACUCGAUUUUCCCGAAAUGUUUUACCUACAGUCCAUCAACAUAUCGUGGACGAAUCUUUCGCAAAUAAACGCUCGCACUUUCAAGCGUGUGCACGCCUUGCGUGUCGUCGAUCUUCGUUGGAAUAAGUUGGUGCAAUUGGAUGGUCCUCUCUUGCUGCCGCGCUACUUUGAAAAGCUCUACUUAGCUGAGAAUCCAUGGAACUGCACACGCAACUUUAAGUGGCUGCUGAUACCCGAGAAGGGCGAAAUGGUUGCUGAUCGUGAUGAGAUCAUAUGCACGGAUAAAAAGUAUAAGGAACGUCACAUGUUGACUGUGAUGAAUUACAAGGUGAUGCUCCGCACAGAGUGCCAAUCACACGCGGAUUUGCAGAAUUGCACCUGCACUAUGCAUCACAUCAUACCAAAAACUCACAUACCACUCUACACGAUCAACUGUAGUAAUCUGCAAUUUCAUGCGAUGCCCAACUACAUACCGGCCAAUACAACUACGAUAUAUUUGAAUGAUAAUCAGAUCACCGAUGUACUCCCUUUGCGCAACAAUCCCACUUACCGUCACGUGGUGGAUGUACAUCUGGACAAUAAUCGCAUCGAGAGCAUCGAUGUGCUGGAGGGUGGCUAUUGGUUUGAGCACUUUCGCUUGCUCAGCUUGCGCGGAAAUGAGUUGCAAAAGAUGCCCGUUUAUGCGCUCGAUAACGCGCUCGACGAUAACCCGAACGCGAAUCUAUUGCUACUUAGCGGCAAUCCCUGGCAAUGUACCUGCAUCUUUACGAUGCGCUUCCGCGAGAUACUCAUGAAAUAUAUCGAAAUUAUGCGUGACGCUGGCAACAUCACAUGCAACUACAAGCACAUCAGUCCGUUGCGGCGUGCCAAUGUGUUGGCGAUCACGCGUGAGGAUGUCUGUAAGCCGGAGGAGGAACCAAAAAUAUAUCCACUGGACUUAUUGAAUGGUGUAUUGGCCUUUCUGAUAGUGCUGAUUCUGAGCAAAUUGGCGUAUGACUACUAUCACUAUAAGAAUUAUGGGCGCGUGCCGUGGAUUGUAAUGAAGUUGCCAUAAAUGGAUUUAAGGAUGCUCAAAUAGCAAAAAAUCUCAUUUGUAAUUGGUUCACAUUUGGUGAACUGAAUUAAGUUAUAUAAAUGGAGCUUGACAUUCAAGAGUAACCAGAAUUGCAUUAUAAACAGUUGGAUUGUAAGCCGUGAAACAAA